Messenger RNA from Drosophila guanche, 359 nucleotides. RefSeq lists its product as uncharacterized. The transcript is spliced from 2 exons. Lineage: Eukaryota; Metazoa; Arthropoda; Insecta; Diptera; Drosophilidae. Bases 21 to 323 code for a protein of 100 amino acids. The record is from RefSeq and is a predicted model, not a curated record.
UAUAUCUAGAGGUUCAGGAGAUGAGGAUUGCAUUAAUUUUGUUGGCUUUUUCCAUGAGUUAUAAGCAUACGCAUACCCUGGAAUUGGGUAUUUUGAGACCCUAUGGCGAGAUUCCCUUUAAAGCCUGCCUAAUUGAUGUUGGGAUGCGAUCGGGCUACUGCAUAGAUCUGUCACUUAAGGAAGUCUUUGUUCCCGAUACAAAUGAAACAAUUACCAAUAUCCAGUGUCGCGUAUUCUCGAGGUAUCGCAGUUGCACGCCGCCGGCCAAAUGCUGCACCGAUGGCUGGGACUACACCUACGUGGUAAAAACAGACAACAAAUAAUGGGGGGAUUUUCCCAUUAAAUUCUUAUUAAAUUUA